AAUUAGAAAUUAAAACUAAGGAUAAAUUUAUCAAACCUUCUAGAUUUUUUAAAAAACAUUCAUAAUUUUUAAAAGUGAAUUUAUAGUGUAGAUAUUACGUAAAGGAAUAUAUGGUAUAAUCAAACAAAAUUAUAAAACUGCAGAUAAUGUGUAUAUAAUACGCGAUAAAAUUAUUUACUAUUAUUUAUUAUUAAUAAUUUAAUUAUUAGUAGUAAGAAAAACAGCUGAUAAAAACACUCAAUGUAUUCCUAUUCUGUAACGAGAAAGAGAGAAGCAAUCAGGGAUAAUCGAUGGUAAUAUUAUCCAGAAGUUGGUUCGCACAGCGAGAGAAGCUAUCCAAAAUUGCAUAGAAUCGAUCUCGCGUGUAUGCGCGUCGAUUGUUUUCAUUGUUCCAAGUAUAAUGGCUGCGCUCGAAUGAAACGCGGAUCUCUACCUUCCUCUCGUCGCAUACCAAGCGCAAGCUGGUCCCGGGCUUGUCCAAAAUUCUAGUGCUCGCACAACCGCCUCUCUCUCUCUCUCUCUUUCUCAAAUGACCGAACAGAUCCGCUUUGUUGUCGGACGCAUCGAUGUAGCAGCGAGAUACGUCGAGGUGCUCGGUGUCGCUUCAGGACAGAAAUCGUGUCAACGAAACCUGCUAGUGCCAGCAGCCGAAGAAUAGCGUGCGAAGAAACGAGACUAGAGCGUAUCAAGAAAUUCUCUUGGUGAAUUUUAGUGAAGCGUCUCCCGUGGAUAUAUACGCACACAACACGCAGGAAGACUGCUCAAUCAACUGCCCGUCCUCGAGAGGGGGGUCAGUGAUGAAGGGUCGAUGAAGAAUCACUUGGCAUGGCCACGCGACUCGGCACCCGAAACUCGGAGGUGAACGCUCUCGAGCAGCGGGGCUAUCUCAUCGGCAAAAAAAUCGGACAGGGUUGUUAUGCGACCGUCCACUUGGCAGAGUAUAUCGAUGGAACAAAUUCCAAGAAGAUGCGUCUGGCCUGUAAGAUCUUUGACAAGGAGAAGGCGCCGCACGAUUUCUUGGACAAGUUCUUUCCCCGCGAACUCGAGAUUUUAACAAAGAUAGAAAAUCCGCAUAUUAUUCAAGUGCACAGUAUCCUGCAACGUGGCCCGCGCGUCUUUAUCUUCAUGCGCUAUGCCGAUAAUGGCGAUCUGCUGGAUUUUGUGACAAACAACGGCGUAGUGCCGGAACAACAAUCGCGGCUAUGGUUUCGUCAAAUGGCAUCCGGCUUGCACUAUCUACACAGCAAGAACAUCGCCCAUCGUGACCUCAAGUGCGAGAACAUAUUACUCUCGCGCAAGUUCAAUGUGAAACUGGCAGACUUCGGUUUUGCCAGGUUCUGCGUGAACCCCGAGGGCAGGCGAGUCCUCAGCCACACUUACUGUGGCUCGGCUGCAUACGCCGCGCCGGAGAUCGUCGCCGGCACCCCGUAUAAUCCGAAAUUGGCGGACGUAUGGUCGCUUGGUAUCAUCCUUUUCAUCAUGCUCAAUGCCAGAAUGCCGUUCGACGAUGCGAAUCUACGGAAACUUCUCAAGGAUCAAAUGUCACGCAACUGGGUGUUCAGAUCGCGCGUCCGCGAUACCGUGUCCAUGUUGGCCAAAAGCAUUGUCCGGCAGAUCCUCGAGCCAGACAUCACCCUCAGGCUGACUCUCGAGAGAGUGUUAGGUCAUGAGUGGAUGAGAGCGAGGAAGGAGAGAACGAGCUCACUCGCCGGAAGGCUUGUCCAUUCAGCGCCGCCAAGUCAUACUCCGAUGUGCGGAGGUGGUAACCUGAGCGGAUCAGGUGCAAGAACCGGGAAUAUACCUGUCACAGCGAGGGCACUCUCUUUAAGGAAAGAUUCGAAAAAUCAGCCGUCCUCAAAGACGAUAAAUAUCUCAGGAAAAAAUCCGCAACUGUCUAUUACUGUUGGAUAAGUCAAAGAUCUGUGAACAUUUCAAGAUACACAAUUAGAAAAACAGAAGAUUAUACAAGCUAAUAAUUUCUCAAAUUCAAACAUUUUUGAAGAUAUUUACACUAGUCUUUAUACUAGUAUUUUUUCAAUUUCUUAUUGCUUACAGUCAAUGCGUAUGUGCAAACUUACACGGAUGUUGAUAAUGUAUUGUAUUACUUAAUAAAAAAACAAAAUCCAUAAUUUUGUAAUUUGACAUAAAUUUUUAUCCAAAAAUGUAUGAGGAAAAUUUAAUUGAUUAACGACAUGCAAUAAAUGUUAUUAUAUAAUUCAUUUACUAUUUAAAUAUCUAUAAAUUGCAGCAAAAUGAACCCUAAACUGUUUAUUGUAUAUAAUUGUUGUAUAUUUUACAGCAUGAUGGAGAAUAAAAAUUGAAAAAUCUGCCAAAUGUAUUAAUAAUAAUAUUUAUUAUACAGUUACUGUCUAUUAAUAUACAAAACUAUAAUCUUUUUUUUUGUUACAUGUACAUAUAUAACGCAGUACCUCUUAUAGAUGUAAUGUAUAUAACGACGUAAAAUAUACUUUUCUAUACCUAAUUUACAUUACAAUAACAAAUAAUUUAUACACACGAUUUCUUGCGUUAUAAAGUCGAAUUCGUAUUCGAUGUAGCACCUUGUGACACUAAAGAGGACAUAAACACACACAUUAUAAGAGAGAAAGGAUUAUAAUCACUCAUUUAAAUGUUAUGCAGUAUAAAGGAACCUACUAUUGAAAACAAUUUUUUGAUUAAAUAAAAAUCGAUACAUUUCUUUGUUAUGUAGAGCAUUAUCCUAAUACACUAUGAUGUUUCGCAGGUUUUCUCAUUUAUGCGUGUUCGACAUAUUCGUUUAUUAGUUCAUCUAGUAUUAUUCCUUCUCAAUGGCAGAUUUUUCAUGAGUAGAAAAAGUUUUGUAUAAAAGUAUAAUUUGUCUUUGUAAAAAAUAGAGUUUUGCAGACGUCUAUUUAUAAAACCAUUAGAAAUAUAUGUAGAAAACGGAUUCUCUUUUUUUUUUCAUGGAAAGGAGGCUCUGAUUUCAAUGAUUGUUAAUAUGUGUUGGUACUUUAUAAAAUUAAAGUGCUCUGGUCAAGGGGUAGUAAAUAAAUCUUCAAGUAGCCUCCUGUCAAAUAAAAAUAACUAUAAUCGUUAAAACUCUCGCUAAAACGUAGAGGGGAUAUAAUAUUCUAUUUACAGCAUACAGCGUUAAAAUAUGUGAUAUAUAACUACGAUCAGAUUUAAAUAUUUUUACAAAUGUCAACCAGCGUGCAGACGUUGAACAGAACGUGACGUAUGUUGAUAAACCAGCAAAAUGUAUUUUAUCAUCGUUUUUAGAAUAUGUUAGAACUUAUUACAAUUUCUUUCUUUUUUUUUUU
Molecule: messenger RNA, 3296 nt
Organism: Formica exsecta
Lineage: Eukaryota; Metazoa; Arthropoda; Insecta; Hymenoptera; Formicidae
Gene: Tssk
Product: testis-specific serine/threonine-protein kinase 3
Exons: 4
Coding region: 826-1911 (361 amino acids)
Biological process (GO): protein phosphorylation; cellular response to glucose starvation; intracellular signal transduction
Molecular function (GO): ATP binding; protein serine/threonine kinase activity
Source: RefSeq, a predicted model, not a curated record